This is a messenger RNA of Pseudophryne corroboree (corroboree frog), 4197 nucleotides long. It is a transcript of the gene PARD6G, whose product is annotated as par-6 family cell polarity regulator gamma. The record is from RefSeq and is a predicted model, not a curated record. Gene Ontology annotation, molecular function: protein binding. Gene Ontology annotation, cellular component: cell cortex; nucleus; apical plasma membrane. The transcript has 3 exons. Gene Ontology annotation, biological process: establishment or maintenance of cell polarity; regulation of cellular localization; centrosome cycle. Lineage: Eukaryota; Metazoa; Chordata; Amphibia; Anura; Myobatrachidae. The coding region runs from base 364 to 1518 and encodes 384 amino acids.
GUGUGUGGGUCUCCCCCAGUAAGGAUCAGAACACCAAGAUGGCGCUGCAGCUCCUGUAGCGGAGACAGGAGAGAGACUGCUAUGUUCGCCCUCUUGUAAUUACAGCUCUGUGAUCAUUCCGAACAGGAGCAGCAGCGGCGCUGUAGCAGAGCAGGCGCCUGGCUGUGACUGGAGGGACUGCGGGGAUCCGGGAGCGGAGCGCUAGUGGGAAUAACAGCACAAUACGGAGCCCCGGCAUCGGCGAGUCCCCAGCCUGUUAUACACAGCAGCACGCCGGAGAGAGACCGGGGAUCAGCGCUCCAGCACUGCAGGCUGGGGAUACCUCGGCUGUGAGGCGCUGGGGAGGGGGGGUGAGCAUUGAAGAUGAAUCGAAGUUUUAGUAAGUCCCAGACUUUGCGAUAUGUGGCCAGCAGCAGCGUGGAGGUAAAGAGCAAGUAUGGAGCAGAGUUCAGAAGGUUCUCCUUAAAUCGUUACAAGCCUGGAACUUUCGAGGAAUUCUACAACCUUCUCAUUCAAGUCCACAAUCUCUCCAAUGUGGAUGUGAUGCUUGGCUAUGCCGAUGUGCACGGCGACCUCCUUCCUAUCAACAAUGACGGCAAUUUCUGUAAGGCCGUGUCGAGUGCUAAUCCAUUGCUUAGGGUAUUUAUACAAAAUCAAGAAGAAGUAGACUACAGCACCUAUGGUUCAGCCACAUUGAACAGAAAGAAGAAAAAUGCAUUGGCGGCAUUACGUAAUGAUAGCCUUCGCCACAAGAAACCGCACAUCAACAUUAGCAUGCCCCAUGACUUUAGGCCCGUCUCCUCCAUCAUCGACGUGGAUAUACUUCCUGAGACACACAGACGAGUGAGACUGUUCAGGCAUGGAUGUGAAAAGCCUUUAGGAUUCUAUAUUCGUGAUGGAAUUAGUGUCAGGGUGACCCCUCAGGGUUUGGAAAAAGUGCCAGGAAUAUUUAUCUCCAGGAUGGUUCCAGGUGGUUUGGCGGAGAGCACUGGGCUGCUGGCAGUAAAUGAUGAAGUUUUGGAAGUGAAUGGUAUUGAGGUAGCUGGGAAGACUCUUGACCAGGUCACAGACAUGAUGAUUGCAAACAGCCACAAUCUAAUUAUUACUGUUAAACCUGCAAACCAAAGAAACAAUAUUCGAAGUAGCAGAAUGUCUGGCAGCUCUGGGCAGUCGACAGACAGCACGGCAAGCCACCACAGCUUGCCAUCUGCUCACCUACUACAGAAUUUUCACCCAGAUGAGGUGGAGAGUGAUGAUGAUGCUGACAUUGUUAUUGAAGGUAGCCUUGAGCCACGCAACAUUCCCAAAUCUCACAGUUUGCCAUCAGGCAGCCUUUCACGAAUCAAUGGCACUAGCCUCAGCCACAAGCUAGAAAGAGACUUGGCUAUUAACCAUUCUGGACGUGAGAGCAAUGGAAGUAUCCACAAAAUACUGAACAGCUUAAAGGCUGACCCAAGGAACAGCUUGGUGUUGCCCAAGGGCGGCAUUGAGGAAGAUGGCACUGUUAUUACACUUUAGGCAAUAUGUUUAGUAUCUCUGGGGCUAUCGCUUUUGUAGCAAGGGCUGUCCGGCAGAAAUAGCUUGCUCAUUCUUGAUCGCAUCCCAAAGAUAGCCUCUGUUACAAUAGCAUUAAUUGAAUUUCCCCCAUAGUGCUAUAUUUACUAAGACAUUUUGCAUGCAUAAUUUGAAACUGAAAUAUUAUUGAAUGCAAUGGUUUUCUGUGAAAUAAUAUUGCCAUUUUAAAUUAUGCGGUCAAACAAAACACUUAAUAGAUAUAGCGGUAUAUAUCAUAGGUUCCUAUUUGCUCGAUCUGGCUUGAGUUUGGUAAUAUAGGUGCUACAUUUAAAAUGCCAAUUUGUUUUAUGACAAAAUCGACCUGGUUGUGCCUUGAAACAAAUUACCGUUUUAAAUUUAGUUGUUGUAUUGCUGAACUCAAUCCAGCGAUUUGGAACCUAUUACAUAUAGCCCACAGUCUUGAACAUAUAGGGUACGUGUCUUGAAAAAAUAAAUUAAAUUGUGAGUUUAUAUUGAGUGGUCAGAAAGGUACUUAUUAACAAUAAUGUGUAAGUUUAUUUUCUAGUUCCAUCCCAGUUAUAAAAAAAAAGGGGGUUUGCUUGGACUCUGUUUGUACUGUACCUCUGUGACCUUCAGCGGUUGGAUGCAGUUUGUACUGUACCUCUGUGACCUCCAGCGCCUAACUGCACAGGGUCCAUUACCAAAGCAUCUCCUUUCAUAGUGAACUCAUUACACUUGUACAAACGUAGCUCAGUUUAUGUUUUAAAGAACAGCUUUCAUUCUAAAACCACUCAGUAUUUCUGUGGUACGUUUUUUUUUUCUUCUGUAAAUUCCUUACAAUGACAAAGUUAUAUAUAAUAAGAAAAAAAUAAAUCUUCUUUUACAGAUCCCUGCUGAACUAUAUUUUUAGCUAUAUAUUUUUGUUUCAAUCGAAGAUGUCUUAAAAUAGGGAGCCAGUACAAGUCGCAUAUUGUUAUUUGGUUCAAUAGCGCCACUUGCUGGUCAACCGUGGUAGCCUCUGGGGGAGAAAAAAAAAUCCCUUUUGUGUUUGUGGUAAAUGGGUAUACUACGACUAGUGCCUGAAGGAUCAUCCACAAUGGUUUGGUUUCUGUGAAUUGUGUUUCUAAAGUCUCAAGCUGCCUACAUCAAAACCUGAGCCCUGUUUAGCAAAUCCAUUGAAAACUGCUUUGUUGGACUCCUGGUACCUUAAGAUGCAUAAAAUACAUAAAUCUAUACAAUACGUGCUAUUGUUACACUGUGGGACUUCAUGUAUUCUAAGAAAGCUGCUCCUAAAGCACAGCCUUGACUUAACAGUAUUAAAAAGUUAGAGAAUUGUUUAUCCACAGUAAGCUGUCAUUUUGAUUUUCUGAUUAAUGCUGUGUCUCAUUUACAAUAUAUUUUAUAUUUUUGUGAUAUUACACAACAUAUGGAAACUGACUUUGGGGCUGGCCACAUUCAUUGUAGAUAAUGGUACCUUUUGGUUUUGGUAACAAAAUAAUUUUUAAGUGAACGUUAAGUGCAUAAAUUUGUAUGAAAACAUUUAGCAUACAUUUUAAUUUGGCUACUCCUGGAACAUUUAGCAUACAUUUAAUUUGGCUAAUCCUGAAAUUUUGUUGGAAGCACCCAAACUGAAAAGACCAGUGAUAUUAAGGCUGUUACUACUAUUAUCAAGUCUUACAACCAUUACGAAUUUCUGUUCUUUUUUGCCCUAUAUUGUCUUUAUCAUGUUUAUGUGUUUGUUUUAACAGUCUACAAUAUGCAUUUGGGAGAUCAUCGGUAUCACAACUGAAAGAUCAAUUACUUUAGUUAGUAGCGAACCUUUUAAAUACAUUCCACUGUCUUUUUUUCUAAUUUAAUACCUGACAUGAUAAUGAUGGACAGGUUCCGUUUUUUUUUAAAUAUAUAUUUGUACUUAAAAAAAAAAAAAAAAAAUAAGAGAAAUAAAGUCAGAACAAUCACUUCAUGCUUGAUUUAUGAUUUGAGUUUUAUAUGUAUAUAACUGUAUAUGUUAUGUAUGUGAAUUAAAAAGAGCGCGUCAUUUAAUGCAAUGAUAUAACUUACAGGUUGCUUCUGCAAACCACUACAGGUUACACUGUUUCAUAUAGAAGACCACUCUAACUGUACAGGGAACUCCAUAUGGAAUAGCUAUGCUGUCUGGGCAGUAGCAAUCACAUUACACAUUUUGUCAUGUAUACAGUCAGAAAAGGACUCGCAGUGCUCACUCUCAAUACCGCCCACAUACAACAAACGCCAAACCUGAUCACAUAGUAACAUUGGCGGCAUUACUGACAUGGUGAGCAGUAGACGGAAUACAUUGUAUUACACUCUUCUGCAGAGAAUAAACCUACUGGGAUUACUUAGAAAUGGAGUGCUGUAGCUCCUACUCACUGUACCACCUUACUGUGACUAAACGUUUCAUUGGGAACUUAGUCUAGGCCUUUAUUUUUUUUUAUUUUUUGGGGGAGGGGGGGGGUUUAUAUUUUCUGUUUUAUAUUUUUUACAUUUUGUAUCUCAAAUAGUCUUCUGCUUGCAUCCAUAAAGCCACAAGUAAAUUAUUUGACUUGGCGCACACAUGACCUGUAAGACUAUCAUGGUACAGUACUUGUUUGAAAUGUGUAGUGCUUAUAUAUGUAGGGCAGUGUUCUGUAAUUAAUGUCACAAAAUAAAAUGUCAUGCCAAUGA